AUGUCAUCCCCCGUAACCCGCAACAAACCCCCAAUCCGACGCUUCCCCGCGACCACCCCACCGCAAACCCUGUGGCAAGCGGUCUGCGACGACGGCGCCGCCAUAGUCGAAGGCUUUCUCCCGGGCCCCACGAUCGAGAAAUUCGACCAGGAGCUCUCGCACCGCUCCGCCACGACGACAGGAGGCCAGAUGAACCAAGAAUUCUACCAGAUGCCGAUCCCCACCACGACGAAAUGGAUGAACGACCUGACCGCCACAUGCCCGACCUUCCGGCACGAAAUCCUCAACAACCCGGUCCUGCACCGCCUGUGCGAGGAGGUCUUCACGCCGACGCACGGGGACUACUGGCUCCUCAACGGGAUGGCCAUGGAGAUGAUGCCGGGCAACCCGACCCAGGAGCUGCACAACGACCACGGCACGCACCCGAUCCUGCAGUAUCUGGCGGACGACGCCCCGUCGCCGGUCUUCAGUAUCAUCACGGCGGUGAACGAGUUCACGGAGGCGAAUGGCGCCACGCGCGUGAUCCUGGGGAGUCAUCGGUGGCCGAGGGGCCAGCGCGGGACGGAUGAGCAGACGGUCCGGGCGGUGCUUCAGCCCGGGGACGCGUUGGUGCUGUACCGGACGACGAAGCAUGGCGGGGCGGCGCACGGCGCGGAGAAUCCCGAUCAUCGACGCUUGUUGUUGCUGUCGGUCGGGAGCUGUCAGCUCGCUCCGUACGAGACGCAUGUCACCGUGCCGCGGGCGGUGGUGGAGAGUAUGACGCCGCUGGCGCAGAAGAUGAUCGGGUGGCGGAGUACAAAGCCGGUGAUUUCGAACGUCACGGGGUUGAAUACGGUGCGCAUGAAGCAUUUGGAGACGCAGAUUGGGUUGAGGUCCGAGGUGCCGUUGGAGGGGGAGUGUUGA
Molecule: messenger RNA, 903 nt
Organism: Aspergillus aculeatinus CBS 121060
Lineage: Eukaryota; Fungi; Ascomycota; Eurotiomycetes; Eurotiales; Aspergillaceae
Gene: ftmF
Product: 2-oxoglutarate dependent dioxygenase ftmF
Exons: 1
Coding region: 1-903 (300 amino acids)
Source: RefSeq, a predicted model, not a curated record